Molecule: messenger RNA, 630 nt
Organism: Trichomonas vaginalis G3
Lineage: Eukaryota; Parabasalia; Trichomonadida; Trichomonadidae
Product: LysM domain-containing protein
Exons: 1
Coding region: 1-630 (209 amino acids)
Source: RefSeq, a predicted model, not a curated record
AUGAUUAGUUGGAUAAUAGCUACAAGGUUCCAAAAAUUACCUAGGCCUCCACAUUUUGAUGUACCGCAGCAAAAUGGUGACCAAUAUGAUGAUAAAUGCGCUAAAAGGAUUUUUAAUGAUACCCCUUUCACAAUUGAAGGAAUUGCAAGACUAUAUCAUGUGACAGUCGAUGAUAUUAAGCAGGCCAAUCCUGGUAUAGGUUAUAAUAUACCAGAAGGACUUAUUUUGAAAAUUCCUCAAAAAUGCCCAGAAACAAUGGAUGAAACAUUAUAUAUGGACUCUCCGGAUUUUAAAUCAGCUGCAGUACUCCGAAAUGGCGCAUUACUCCUUUGUUUUUGUUAUAUGUUUAGCACUACGAAUGCAGAACAAUGUGAAACAUUCAUGAAAUAUAAUCACGGUUUCGACCAAGAUGGUAAUUUAGUUAAUAUUCAUAAUGCAAUGGAUUAUGCCUAUAUCAAAAACUCUACUGAUUGCAGUGAACCUUUCGGUGGUCAGUACCAAUUAAGACAAUAUAACAUUAAUGGAAAAUAUCACUGUGCUGUUAAAUCUAAUAUUCAUUUUUAUGACCCUGGACGCAAUAUUGUGAAAGACAGUUAUCCUUAUACAUCACUCUGCUUUGAAGAAAAAUGA